Solanum dulcamara is the source of this 692-nucleotide messenger RNA. RefSeq names its product RING-H2 finger protein ATL33-like. NCBI's taxonomy places the organism in Eukaryota, Viridiplantae, Streptophyta, Magnoliopsida, Solanales, Solanaceae. Gene Ontology annotation, biological process: protein ubiquitination. The record is from RefSeq and is a predicted model, not a curated record. The transcript has a single exon. The coding region runs from base 22 to 555 and encodes 177 amino acids.
AUACAUAAUCAAAUUAAUAUCAUGCCCAAUUCCUUUACCAUUAAAACUUCAAAAACUACACUUCUCCUUCACCGGCGCCGGCGUCUUUACCGGAGCUCCGACAUGUCCCCUCUAUUUGCAGUUUUCUCUCUAAUCAUACUUAUAAUCAUUCCGACUAUCAUAUACGCUCUCAUCUAUGCGAUGAAAUACCCGGAUAACAUUUCCCGGCGAAGCUCCGGCGAAAAUUCCGGCGAAUCCAAAACGCGAAUUACAUAUCAUACUACGGAUAUGAUAUCGACUAUAAAGUAUGAGAAAAAAACUUCGCCGUCGCCGGAGGAGGAUUCCGGCAAUGAGUGUCCGGUGUGUUUGACGGCGUUUGUUGACGGAGAAGAAGUUAGACAGUUGAUGGCGUGUAAACAUAUGUUCCAUUUUUCUUGUAUUGAUAAAUGGCUAAGUUCAAAAUCCAGUUGUCCUGUUUGCCGUGCUUUCGUUACCGUUAAACGGCCAAAACGGCCGGCGGUGAAUUUCGAUGAUGAUUUCCGGCAAGGUUUGCCGGAUGCUGCUUCGUUAGUUUGAUUCUUAUACUUCAUUUACAUUUUAUUUCAACUGAAUUUAUUACUUUCAAUUUGAAUUAUGUUAUGUAUAUACAUGAAGAAUUACAAUAUUUAUGUAUAUAUUUAGAAUUUAGUGACUUCAAAUCUUGAAUUCGUUUU